GGCGGUGUGCGCGGUGUAGGCACUUUUGUGGUUCGAUCAAGUAGCCAGGUGUCUAUACAAUUCUUUCGACAAAAUCGAAGAAUGUUUGCGUAGUGUUAAAUUUAAUUAAAAUUUACUUAUUAUAAUCCGUGAUCAGUGUAUUAGACCACGUGUUGUGGCUCUGUCAUUGUCGGAUUAAUCAAGAAAAUAUAAAAAAAACUUUACAACGCCAUGGAUCGGCGAAAAAUGUCAACCUCGGGGGAUUCCCUCUAUCAACUUUUAGAACUUCCUAAAACAGCAACACCUGAAGAAAUUAAAAAAACGUACAGAAAACUAGCUUUAAAAUAUCAUCCGGAUAAAAAUCCGAACAACCCAGAGGCAGCUGAGAAGUUUAAAGAAAUAAAUAGAGCUCACGCGAUAUUAACAGACUUAACCAAGAGAAAUAUAUAUGAUAAUUAUGGAUCACUCGGACUGUAUGUAGCUGAACAGUUUGGGGAAGAAAAUGUCAACGCUUACUUCGUUGUAACGUCAGGAUGGUGCAAAGCAUUUAUGGUCAUUUGCGGCAUUUUAACUGGAUGUUAUUGCUGCUGCUGUCUAUGUUGCUGUUGUAACUGCUGCUGCGGAAAAUUCAAACCCGCACCACCUGGAGAAAGUGGCGAUUAUCAUAAUCUACAGGGCCAGAAUGCCGGUGAUAUGCCCAGUCAAUUCCGAGGUUUCAAUAAGGAGGAUGAGAGUGAUGAAGAGGCGGUAACAAGUCAACCAACGAGUGGAGCAGCUCAAGGAGCUGCGUCAAAUACUGUAUUUGCAAUGCCACCUCCACCAACUACUGCUAAUGAAAGCACGAACUUGAACAGUGGAGGAGAACGUGUGAUAUAUACGACUACCACAAAUCCAUUUGCAGCGGGAGCAGCUGCUGAAGCCGCAGCUUCUGGAGGAGCCAAAUGGUAGUGAGGAUUAUUGAUUUAAAAUAAUUUGGACAUCAUAUAGAGGGCAACGGAUUGUUGUAGAUAUCUCUUUGAAUUAAUUGGUCAUCGAUAUAAUAAGAACAUAUACUUAGUUCUUAAAAUAUUUCUGUUAUAUGACCGACAAUUUGCUACAGCAUACGAAUAAGAGAGAAUUUAUAAGAUUGUGGCUACAAUGUCUAUUAUGUAACCACAAUAGUAAUUGAAGUUUAAACAAUUGAAAAUUGUACUUAAUAGUACAGAUAUUUGGGUUUUAUUAUACAAUUAUUUAACUAAUUGAUAUCAUUGUUUUCCUGUAGGAGAGUGAGUAUGUAUGUGAAGAGUGUUAUUGAUUAAGAAAUAUAAACAUAAUGAGGGAUAAGCUGCGCACCAACUCAAUAAAUUAAGUGCUAUAUAAGGGUGCCUGGAAUGAGAUUGACAAUGCAUUAAUGUUGCAUUUAAUUCAAUGAAUCUGAUAAACAAUGCCUAAGGUGCCAUCUCAAUUAUAAUUAAUAUCCAAUUAGGCAUAUAAAUAAUUUUAUUAAUACCAUCUUGUGUUUUUUAUUGAUACAAUUUCUUGGCAUUUAAGUUUUAUAGCCUUAGAAAAAAAUAUUCUGAUAUUCAGAAGAGCAAAGAUAUUCUUAUCUUUAAUAUAAUAUUUUAUGAACACUUCCAAUGCUUUCGUUGAUGUGGAACAAUUUCAAAAAUAUCAUUUGCAUGAUUAUUAUAUUAAUAAUAAAUCAGAAUAAUGAUAAAUAAAUAUGUAAUUUUACUUGCAAAAAGAGAAGCUAUCUUCCGCUUGAUGAUUGAAAUGCUUUGAUUGAAUAUUCAAAAUAUUAUCAGAGUACAGAGAUAAUAAAAAAAAAGACCCUAAUCUUGUUUAUAUAUUUGUUCACAUUUGAAGUUAUAACUGUUUCCAUAUAAGAGUUAUGUAGUUUUUGAAUAUUUAUUGAAUGUAUAGUUUGUCUCAACUACAUAAAACAAUUUCAAAAAUUAGCCAUUGUUCGAUCUGGCCUAACCACAAAUUAUAAAUAAGGAUUUAUGUUUUACAUUAUAUUCAAAUAUACCAAAUAAUAACAAAAUGGUUUUUAAUUUUGUUGAGACAUCCUCAUACUGAAUGUUGAUCGCUUAUUGAGUAUAUGUAUAUUAAUUCUUUAUUGUAUAUUCGUUUAAUACCCACUAUAAGACAUUUUAGUCGUCGACUUUACGCGACACUUCUUCGUAAAUGGUAAACUGUAAUCACGCGUGUAUAAUCGAAUUUAAUGUACGUUGGGAGUAUUUUUUUUCUCAUAAAUAUCAAGUUAAAAAUAAAUCAAUAAAUUGAUAAUAAAGAGGUACAAUGAUAUAUUAUGUAUAUGAAAUGAAAUUUAAAAAAAUUUUGCGAAUUAAUUACAACUAAAUUAUAAAAUAAUAAUAACGAUACUUAAUGUACCGGUUUAAAUAAUUCUAGUGAAUCGUGUAAUAAAAUGCGCAACACUGUAAAUAUA
Messenger RNA from Chelonus insularis, 2407 nucleotides. Its product is annotated as dnaJ homolog subfamily C member 5-like. The record is from RefSeq and is a predicted model, not a curated record. Gene Ontology annotation, biological process: regulation of neuromuscular synaptic transmission. Lineage: Eukaryota; Metazoa; Arthropoda; Insecta; Hymenoptera; Braconidae. Bases 211 to 927 code for a protein of 238 amino acids. Gene Ontology annotation, cellular component: type Is terminal bouton. The transcript has 7 exons.